AAACGAGUACUGCAAAAAUUUUCAUGAUUUUACAUAUGUAAAGAAUUCAAAAAAGAUAUAACUUUUCAAAGUUCUAUUAGGUUUAGCUUCAUUUGCAACUUAUGUUUGUGAAUCUGAAAAAAGUUAUUUAGAAUAGGGUAACUAUUAUACUAAGUUCCUGCAAGAUCUCUACUUUCUGUUAGCUUUAGGUUAGGUGGGCCUACUCACCAAAUUUUUUGUUUUUAAGGAAAGAAACAAUGAGAAGAAGUGAGGGGUAUAGGACCUGGUCUUCAGUUUGAAUUUGCUGCUAUUUCUGUCACUGAUUCUUUUUUCCUGAUUAGCUAUGGGACAUGAACAUGGAUUCUGGUCCAGUUUCAACUUUUCAGGUUCAUGAAUAUUUGAGAGCAAAGCUGUGUGAUUUAUACGAGAAUGAUUCCAUCUUUGAUAAAUUUGAGUGUUGCCUUAGUGGUGAUGGUUUACGAGUAGCAACUGGAUCUUAUAGUUUCGUGUGCUUGGUUAUGCUGCGGGAAGCACGGACGCAACUACAUUAGAGGCGAGCAAGUACCCCAGAAUACAAGUGCAGACCCCUUCGAGGCCUUUCGGGUUCUUGGGAAGCAGUAUAACGCGUGUUGUCAGGAGAGGAUCAGAAAGUCUUGGGGCUGAUGCUAGUGGAAACUUGUAUGAUUUCAUAACCAAACUGCUCCACCUUACAUGGCAUCCAACUGAAAAUUUAAUUGCAUGUGCUGCUGCAAACAACUUCUACAUGUAUUAUGCAUAAGUCAUGAUAGGAGAAAUGGGGUUCUCUUGGCAGAAGGCUUCGUUUCAAAGAAAGGACAAUUUAGCAACUUACUUUGUCAACAAUCCGACGCUCUAGUUCUUGUUCUCUUCUCACCAUAUUCUCCCUCACCUUGUCAAAAUUCCCUAUGUCACACUCCUGGUAAUUGGUUUGGGAACACGUUUAAUGAAUGAGCUGCAGCAAUUCUUCACUGCCGGAGUGGGAUCUAAUUUGCUAGUAUACCUACCUAUUCUUGAAAUGGCACAUUGAUUUGGAGUGUUAUCCAUAAAAGAGAUUGUUGGCAUCUACUUGUACUUUCUUAUUCGAUAUUGUUAUUUACUCUAUGAUUCAAUCAAGAGCACCAGAACUUCUGUUGGGAGCCGAGCAAUAUUCUAUUGCGAUUGACAUGUGGUCACUGGGUUGUAUCAUGGCCGAGAUGCUAUCCAAAGAACCACUCUUCAAUGGGAAAAUAGAAGUUGAUCAAAUCGAUAAGAUAUUCAGAAUUCUUGGCACCACAAAUAAGACGAUUUGGGAAGGGUUCUCUGAGCUUCCUGGGGUGAAAGUCAGCUUUGUAAAGUACCCGUAUAAUAAUUUAAGAAAAAAAUUUCAAAAUGCUAUAUCCUUCAUGAGGUUACCAGUCCUAUCAGAGGCUGGCCUUGACCUGUUGAAUAAGCUUCUAACUUAUGAUCCUAAGAAGAGAAUAACUAUUGAUGAUGCUUUAAACCAUGAAUGGUUUUGUGAAGUUCCUCUCCCCAAGUCUAAAGAAUUUAUGCCUACUUUCCCUACACAGCAUGCACAAGAUAAGCAUGUGCGAAGACUAAUGAAGAGUCCAGAUCCUUGUGAGGAGCAGUAAAGAAAGAAACUGAAGCAGGGUGUUAGGAAUUGUGGAUUGUUUGGCUGAUAAGUUAAUAGUGCUCGACAACUAUUUUGAGUUUUGUUUUCUCUAAUACUCAUGGGUUGACGUGGAGGUUAGAGCCAUGCACUGGUAUAGUGCUUUAUCCUAAUGAUUUGACUUGAAAUCCUAGAAAUUUAUUGUACUUUAAGUAAGUACAAAGUAUAGUGUUCAAAGAAAUAGAACGAAUCAACUGAUUGAUGGUUCUUUUAGACUGUAGUUAAUGUGGCUGUUUUGUUUCUUA
Capsicum annuum is the source of this 1890-nucleotide messenger RNA. Its product is annotated as cyclin-dependent kinase G-2. Gene Ontology annotation, molecular function: cyclin-dependent protein serine/threonine kinase activity; ATP binding. The transcript is spliced from 11 exons. Gene Ontology annotation, biological process: regulation of mitotic cell cycle; protein phosphorylation. Gene Ontology annotation, cellular component: nucleus. Lineage: Eukaryota; Viridiplantae; Streptophyta; Magnoliopsida; Solanales; Solanaceae. The record is from RefSeq and is a predicted model, not a curated record. Bases 1098 to 1607 code for a protein of 169 amino acids.